This is a messenger RNA of Gossypium arboreum, 1061 nucleotides long. RefSeq names its product bZIP transcription factor 53-like. Gene Ontology annotation, biological process: positive regulation of DNA-templated transcription. Bases 398 to 826 code for a protein of 142 amino acids. The transcript has a single exon. Lineage: Eukaryota; Viridiplantae; Streptophyta; Magnoliopsida; Malvales; Malvaceae. The record is from RefSeq and is a predicted model, not a curated record. Gene Ontology annotation, molecular function: DNA-binding transcription factor activity; transcription cis-regulatory region binding. Gene Ontology annotation, cellular component: nucleus.
AACCACUGCUAAAAAUCCUUAAAUAAUAAACCCUCCGUUCUCAUUUUCUUAACCAAUCAAACCCUUUUUCUCGAUGUGCAUUUGGUCCUCUAUUCGACCAGCCAAGUUUUCUUCAUUUUCUUUAUCUAUAGAACUGGUUUUAAAUCUUGGGUAUUUUAGGUUUUUUUGUUGUUGAUUUUGGUACCCAAUGAUAUUAGAUUUUCGAUGAGAUCAGUCCUCAUGCCUCGAAUCCGUGCUCUUCACUCGUUUUCAGUCGUUUUCCUUUAUUGGUUCUAUGUUUUCUCAUGAACUAGAUCAGACCCUUUCUUUGUUUUCAGAAUUUGUUUUAUUAAUUCUUGUUAAAUUAUCCUGGUUUUAAAAACAACAAAUUAGUUAGAAACCCAGUUUUUUUUCUGUGAUGGCUGCUUCUGUGCAAAGGCCAGCGAGUUCCGGAUCCGAGUCCGACCCGAGGUAUGCAAACAUCGACGAGAGGAAAAGGAGGAGGAUGCUGUCGAACCGUGAGUCGGCAAGGCGGUCGCGUAUGAAGAAACAGAAGCUGAUGGAAGAUUUGUGUAACGAAGUGAGUUUGUUGCAGAAAGAGAAUAGCCGGCUAUAUAAAGAGAUCAACGCCUCAACCCAACACUACAUCGAGAUGGAAUCUGCCAAUAACCUGUUGAGAGCUGAAGCUAUGGGAUUAACGGAGAGAUUGCGGUCACUGAACUCCGUGCUGCACAUUGUGGAAGAAGUAAAUGGGUAUGCGGUUGAAAUACCGGAAAUCCCAGAUGAUUCUUUGUUUAAGCCGUUGGUGGUGGCAGUUCCCGAAGCUAAUUAUGGUGUUAGCCGAUGAUAUAUGCUUGAAUUUUUUGGAGUCGGCUUGUGCUCGUGAGUAUUCGAUACCAUUAUCUUCUUCUUCCUUGUAUUACUGUUUAACGGUGAGCUUCAUUGAAUUUUGGGUUGAGUCUGCUUUUUGGGUUUUUCAUGGAAAUUUUGUUUUCAAUUGCAUGCAAUUGUAUUGGUCUUUAUUCGUCAGUUUCUUUGUAAUUAGUUGUUGAAUUUGGAUUAAUUGCUUCAGACAUCCCAAA